AUGUCGUCAAUGAAUGAGACUCGACUGAGCACUAAUGACAGUGAGCAUCCUGGCAAUGAGUACAAAUGGAUCUGCCACAUCAUUACAACAGAAGGAGUCAUUGGUGUUUUGGGAAACCUCUUAGUGUGCUUUGUCAUUCUACGCGUCAAAUUCCUACACAACAUGACAAACUAUCUGCUGGUGAAUUUGGCUGUGGCCGAUAUGCUGCUAUGUCUUCAGGCAUUUUUACUGUACUUCUUUGCGUUUUCAAAGUGCGCAAUCGUUCAUUACGUUCCGGCAGGCUCUGUGGAACGACAAAUUUUCUGCCGACUGUUAGCCUCUGAUUUUUUGUCCUGGGCUUUGUCCUACGUGUCAGCAUACAGUCUGUGCUUGGUGACAUUAGAACGGUAUGUUGCUAUUGUGCAUCCUUUAAAGUAUCAAAGGAAAGUCACGGCGUCACGGAUUGCACGUCUGGUUGCUCUGAUCUGGGUGGUUCCAUUUCUUUACUCUUUACCUUUUGUGUUUACAAUCAAACCCAGUGAUGAUCCUGACCAGGCUUGCUCGGAAAUCCAAUACCCUCAUCAGGCAUUUCCAAUUGUCAUUGGUGUACUUUCAUUUCUCAUGGACUACCUACUACCAAUAACACUGAUGAGUCUGGCCUACUACAAGAUACAAGUCACUCUCAAAAGACAAGCAAAAGCCCUGAACCUGCAACAUGCAAGGGCAGCAGCCUAUGAUCUUGUGAUUGCUAGACAGCGUCUGGUCAGCAUGCUUACAAUCGUCUUAGGAGCUCUUAUCAUCUUAUGGACGCCAGCUUAUUUGGCAAUUACAAUCUGCUUGCAAGCAUCCAGAGGGAGAAGUCACAUGACCUUCUGCGACUCGGUGACUUUUCAGCACAUCAGAGGAGUGUGCAGCUCCCUCUUCUACAUAAAUUCUAUCGUUAAUCCCGUCAUCUACGAGUUCAAAUACAAGAAAUUUCGGCAGGGGUUUAAAGUAGCCUUUUGCGGCUGUUUUCAAAAGAAACUCAGCAACAGAGUUGAGAAUUUGACACCUUUACAGCCGAGAUGACUGACACCCUCAAUUCACA
This is a messenger RNA of Patiria miniata (bat star), 1066 nucleotides long. RefSeq names its product neuromedin-U receptor 2-like. Gene Ontology annotation, molecular function: G protein-coupled receptor activity. Gene Ontology annotation, cellular component: membrane. Gene Ontology annotation, biological process: G protein-coupled receptor signaling pathway. Bases 1 to 1047 code for a protein of 348 amino acids. The transcript has a single exon. NCBI's taxonomy places the organism in Eukaryota, Metazoa, Echinodermata, Asteroidea, Valvatida, Asterinidae. The record is from RefSeq and is a predicted model, not a curated record.